Molecule: messenger RNA, 1149 nt
Organism: Myzus persicae (green peach aphid)
Lineage: Eukaryota; Metazoa; Arthropoda; Insecta; Hemiptera; Aphididae
Exons: 2
Coding region: 256-1149 (297 amino acids)
Source: RefSeq, a predicted model, not a curated record
UAUUGUGUGGAUUGGGAAGUUAAACCGGAAUUCAAAGGUAAAUAUUAAUUACUUAUCUAGACUUUAUUUAUAUUUUAAUAAUUUAAUUACCCAAAUACAUAUUUUGUUUUUAUAGGGUGGUUACAAAAAGCUUCAGAAAGCCAAUGUAACGAAAAUGAUCUUAAGGAAGCAUAUUGUUCGAAGUGUAAAGUUGUGUUGCGAGCACAUCAUGGAGAUUUAAUUAGUCAUUCUAAAACAGCAAAACAUGUAGGAAAAAUGAAAAGUUUGAUAGUCGAAAAACAACCGCAACUGCAAUCUUUUGGUGUGUCGACAGUUACAAGAGAAAGAAAAGCUGUUGAAUUAAAACUUGCUGUACACAUUGCCACUCACUCAGCUAUUAGAAGCAUUGAUCAUCUUGUUGAUAUAUUGAAGGUAUCUGGAAAAGGUUCUUCUCUAGAAAAUUUGAGAUUGCAUCGGACUAAGUGUUCUAAACUGAUUAUUAAUGUUAUAUCACCUGCCAUACUUCAGCAGCUAGUUAUUGAUGUUGGUGAUAGUAAGUAUUCGCUAAUAGUGGACGAAUCAACAGACGUUUCUGUAUCAAAAUAUAUGGCAUUUUGCAUUAGAUAUUUUAGUAAGUCCAUGCAAAAUAUUACUAAUGAAUUCUUAGGAUUAGUAACUGUUGAACGCGCAACGGCAGACGCUUUACAAGACAUAACAUUACAAUUUUUAAAAGAUCUAAAUUUAAAACCUGAAAAUAUUAUUGGCUUAGGAGUAGACGGUGCUAGUAAUUUAUGUGGUCGUCAUCAUUCACUUUAUACCCUAUUACAAGAAGUUUCACCCAAUCUACAACUGAUAAAAUGUAUAUGUCAUUCGCUCAAUACCUGUUCGUCAAAAGCAUCUGAGGUUUUACCUGCCAGUCUUGAGUUCAUGCUUCGAGAAACUGUGUCAUGGUUUUCAUACAGUCCAUUACGGAAGUUAGAAUAUGCCCGUUUAUAUGAAACCAUUAAUGGAGAGGGAAAAAAACUAAAGCAGCUUGUUAAAUUAUGUCCAACAAGAUGGUUGGCAUUCUACAACUGCAUUAGAGUAAUCCUUGAUCAAUGGCUUGAGCUCAAAACAUGUUUUGAGAUAGCAGGAGCUAAUAGAAAAGUGUCACAGCGCACGUACACUUAA